This is a messenger RNA of Pistacia vera, 457 nucleotides long. RefSeq names its product signaling peptide TAXIMIN 1-like. The transcript is spliced from 2 exons. Lineage: Eukaryota; Viridiplantae; Streptophyta; Magnoliopsida; Sapindales; Anacardiaceae. Bases 144 to 389 code for a protein of 81 amino acids. The record is from RefSeq and is a predicted model, not a curated record.
UAGACGGCACAUAUUAUUAUAUAUACGAACUCGUCAUCUACUUCUUUGUCUCUCUAUAACUAGUUUCUCUCGCCCUCAGUCAGCUUUGUUGCAUAAAUAUAGCUAAGACAAUUACAAGAAACUAAACCCAUAAAGAAGAAGGCAUGUGCUGCUGUGGUGGUGACGAUGAUUGUAAAUGCAGGCCUUUGGGUUUCCUCUUGGGCCUGCCCUUUGCCUUCCUCGCUCUCCUCCUCUCUCUCGUCGGAGUCAUUGUUUGGAUCGUCGGGUUGGUGUUGACUUGUAUAUGUCCGUGCUGCUUGUGCGUGACUGUAAUAGUGGAGUUUGCGCUGUGGCUGAUCAAGGCUCCCUUUCUGGUGAUGAAGUGGUUCACCGAUCAGAUUCCUUGUUAGUUCCGGAUUCAAAGGUCAUCACUUGAUAAUUAAAUUCAUUGUUGUUUUUUCUACAACCACUUCUUGUG